CCAUUCAAGGGCCAUACCAACGACAUCACCACAGUUGCAUACUCGCCCGACGGGGCGUUCAUAGCUACGGGCUCAAGGGACCAGACGAUACGGAUAUGGGAGGCGGAGACAGGUCGUCAAGUAGGGGAGCCGUUGGAAGGGCACGAGGGUUCGGUCGAUGCCAUCGCUUACUCUCCUGACGGUCAGCGUCUAGUCAGCGGCUCCAACGACGAGACCAUUGACUGGGUUCUAUCCGUGCAGUUCUCCCCUGACGGCGCGCUCCUGGCAAGCGGCGGCGUAGACAAUUUUAUCAAGCUUUGGAAUGCCUCUACAGGAGACUGCGUUGCGACACUGGAGCAUCCCAACAACGUGAACUCAGUUUCCUUCUCUCCCGAUAGCAAGUGUAUUGUGACUGCAUGUGAUGAUCGGGCCGUGCGCAUUUAUGACGUCGGUCAACAUCUGCUUGUUCGCGAGCUGACCGGACACCGAGGCUACAUUCAAUGCGUUCAAUACUCUCCAGAUAGCUCCCUCAUAGCCAGUGCUUCUAGUGAUCAUACUAUCCGGCUUUGGGACGCCUCGACAGGCAACCUUGCCAAAGCGCCUCUCCGCGGCCACAGACACUACGUCUCUGGCUUAUCAUUCUCUCGUGAUGGGCAGCAGCUGGUCAGCUCAUCCGAGGACGAGUCCGUUCGAGUGUGGAAUGUCGCAUCUGGAGAAUCUAAGAUAACCAGAAUGAAAGCCUAUAAUGUGAUCCGAGCCGUAGCCUGGUUCUCCGAUGGAAAGCACUUUGCAAGUGCAGGAGACGAUCUUGCUAUAAGGAUCUGGGAUACCCAGACAGGCCAAGAGUCCGUAGCCCCUCUCGUGUGGCAUAGUAAGGGAGUCAACGGGAUUGAUAUUUCGAAGAAUGAUGGUCUUCUGGCUAGCGGAGGAAGUGACGCCCUCGUCUGCAUCUGGGACCUCAAAACCCACGACCUUGCCUUGGAGCCUCUUUCUGGUCACGCCGGAUUUGUCUAUGCCGUCAAAUUCACUCCUGAUGAAACGCGCCUAGUCACAGGAGGAGACGACAAAACUAUCAUUGUAUGGAGCGUGCAGUCGGGUGCUUCGCUGCAUGUCAUUGAAGCACACAGCGGCGCCGUUUGGGCGCUUAGCAUCUCCCCCGACGGAUCUCAAAUAGCAAGUGGGGCUGAUGACAAGACUGUCCGCUUCUGGGACACCAGCUCGUAUGAGCCCAUUGGAGAGCCGUUCGAGCACGAGGGCAGCGUACAUUCGGUCUGCUUCUCACCCGACGGUUCUCAACUGCUCACUGGAUGUUGGAACAAAGCUGGCGCAUCUUUGUGGGAUAUCUCGCUCAGGAAGAAGAUACGCACCAUCAAACAUGAUGAAGACGUCAAUUGCGUACAGUUCUCGAUGGAUGGAUCCAAAUUCAUCAGUGCGUCUGAUGAUAGAAUCGCUCGUCUCUGGGAGGCCAGUACAGGAAAGCUUCUCCGGUCUCUCCGACAUGCAUACCGUGUCUUGGCGGCUGCGUCCUCGCCGGACGAUGCACUGGUACUAACCGGAGACCGUGUUGGUGAUUUACGCUUAUGGGACGCGAACACAGGGAAACUUAUUCUUCCGAAGGUGGGUGUAACAAUUCAUGCUUCGUGUCACACGUGCAUUUAG
Coniophora puteana RWD-64-598 SS2 is the source of this 1638-nucleotide messenger RNA. RefSeq names its product WD40 repeat-like protein. NCBI's taxonomy places the organism in Eukaryota, Fungi, Basidiomycota, Agaricomycetes, Boletales, Coniophoraceae. The record is from RefSeq and is a predicted model, not a curated record. The transcript is spliced from 3 exons. The annotation marks the transcript as partial. Gene Ontology annotation, molecular function: protein binding.